UCAACGAGCAUCUCAACGAUUUUUGAGCGAAUUGGAAGCGUUGCGUUAGGAACCUUACUACUAUCAAGAGGACAACAUCUUGAAAUCUCCCUAUAUGCCUAAUCCUGCGCUUUAUAAGUACUUAAAUCUAGAUCCUCUAUUCAAACGGUUCAGGGAAAAUGCAGAAUCAUUUCGUGAAAUAAACAAAAUUGCAGGCAGGGACUUGGAUACUGUAAAAUAUUGUGACUUCUCUACGUUGAAUGAGAUUACAAAUGGGUUCAAGAAAGAGAACUUUAUUGUCAAAACUUUGUUUGGUAGCUUGUACACAGGCACUAUUUUUCAGCAAGGCUCCAAAAACCGACAAGUGCUAGUGAAGACGUGGGGUUUUUACCAAAGGCAUUCUUGCAAUGGUUACUAUUCUGUGUAUCCUUCUACAUUCUUUGCUGAAAUCAAGCUACUUAUUCAAAAGGAAUUGGGAGGACAUGAUAAUUUCGUGAAAAUGAUUGGAUAUUGCCUCGAAAAGAAGCUUGCAGCGGUAUAUGAAGGGAAAGCUAAUAUACUCUUAUCUCAGUUGUUAAAGUUUGUUAUGUAGUUUGCUCUACCUAUGGCUGUUAAUAAACCGAGCUGUUUUCGAACUGCUUGAGCUCGAGUUCGAUUUCAGACCUAACGAGCCGAACUUAACGAGCUUCAAACUCGAAUACGAGCUGAGUUUUGAGUUCGGAUAAAUAAUCGAGUCGAGCUCGAGCAUAGUAGUAUUUGGCUCGAUUCGAGCUCGAGCGUAUUGAAUAUUGUUGUAAAUAGAUUUGAAUGUUUUGAUGCUUAUGCUAUCAUCAUGAAAUUUAGAUAACUUUGAUUGGGAUGGGCGAAUGAAGGUGGCACUUCAACUAGCAAAGUUUUUGGAGUGGUUGCAUGCAAAACACAUUAUACUUGGUGCUAUCUCUGCUGAUUCAAUUUUGGUAGAUGAGGAAUAUAAUGUAACAUUUUUUGAGUUGGGUCUCACUAGGUGUGUAUUGGACUCCAGAAAAGGAGAAUCUACAGGUGAUCUCAAGUGGUGUUAUGCUCAAUUUUCCGCUUCAGAAGAUAAAUCAGAUACAUGGACUUGUAAAUCAGACGUUUUUGCCUAUGGUUCUGUACUCUCCCUCCUGAUAAGGAAAGAGUAUUAUGGGAAUGGCAAUUAUAGUAGCGCAAGAGCAUUUGCAUUGCAGGACUUCAACAAAAAUCAGAUUCUUGUGAAUGGAGAUUUUCAGGUGGAUGAAGCCGAUGCAUAUAAAAUCACAGAGUUGACAUUGAAAUGUUUGGAGCCGGAUCCCAAUAAUCGAGUUGAUAUGGGUGAUGUUGUUCACUUCUUAGAGCAGUUGGCACUUGAUCACAUUGCCAAGAAACAGAAGUUGAACUAACGAAAGGCUGUUCUGGUUAUUAUUAAGUUAGCCAGUGGUUUAUCGUUAUAUUGCAUUAGCCCAUCAAACCUUUGUUUGGAGGCUGAUUAUGGAUGACACAUAUUAUGACUCGUGAAAGUUGCAUGCAUAUGUUUUC
This is a messenger RNA of Cuscuta europaea, 1512 nucleotides long. NCBI's taxonomy places the organism in Eukaryota, Viridiplantae, Streptophyta, Magnoliopsida, Solanales, Convolvulaceae. The record is from the annotation of a GenBank genome assembly.